AUGGCAGUCUUGGAACUCUUGGUGAAGACGAUAAUAGAUUACUACUCAGCUUUGACUGCAGGCAGCAUUUUCAGUGGAAUGUGUUGCAGGAAAGCCAUCAGUCAAGGGUAUAUGUCAUUUCCUAAAGACCAGCAGAAUUCUUCCAUCAGCAUAUUCAUGGCAGUGAUACCCAUAUAUAUUGACGAGUGUUCAGAUGGCUUUGUUCAGUGUGACAGCCGUGCCACCUGUAUUAACUUGCCUGGCUGGUACCACUGUGAAUGCAGGGAUGGCUACCACGAUAAUGGCAUGUUUUCACCUAGUGGAGAAUCAUGUGAAGACAUUGAUGAAUGUUCAACUGGGAGACACAGCUGUGCCAAUGACACAGUUUGCUUUAACUUGGAUGGUGGUUAUGACUGCCGGUGCCCCCAUGGGAAGAACUGCACAGGAGACUGCAUCCAUGAAGGCAAAAUCAAACACAAUGGGCAGAUCUGGGUUUUAGAGAAUGACCGGUGCUCUGUCUGCUCUUGCCAGAGUGGCUAUGUAAUGUGUCGGCGGAUGGUCUGCGAUUGUGAGAAUCCCACUGUUGAUCUGUUCUGCUGUCCUGAAUGUGAUCCAAGACUCAGUAGUCAAUGUCUACAUCAAAAUGGGGAGAUUUUAUACAAUAGUGGAGAUACUUGGGUUCAGAAUUGUCAACAGUGUCGAUGUUUGCAGGGUGAAGUCGACUGUUGGCCCUUGCCUUGUCCAGAGACGGAGUGUGAAUUCAGUGUACUCCCUGAGAAUGAAUGUUGCCCCCAUUGUGUCACUGACCCCUGUCAAGCAGACACUAUUAGGAAUGAUAUCACCAAGACUUGUCUGGAUGAAACUAACGUGGUUCGCUUCACUGGAUCAUCUUGGAUUAAGCACGGCACAGAAUGCACCCUCUGCCAGUGCAAGAACGGGCAUGUUUGUUGUUCAGUGGAUCCACAGUGCCUGCAGGAACUGUGAAGCUGAUGACCACACAUCACAGACAGUUUCUGGUUUAAGAAUUUUAACUUUGCAAAAAGACUCAUAGACCAAAAAUUGUAUGAAACCAAAACUGAAGCAAGAUCAGUUUUUUCCCCCAAUUAAAGUGCAGGCUGUAAGGUGGAUGAGCUGUCAGUUUCCUCACUCUGAGUGAAACAUGUAAGGCUGGGUGGGAACAAAUUCAAAUGCAUAAACUCUGUGUUUGGAUGUGAGGUUCAGCUUCUGGUUAAUUUUGUAUUUGACACCAUUAUGUAAGAUAGCGGACUUGAGAAAAUUGACAUGUGCAUAAAGAUGUCAAAAUCCUCAAGCAAACAGACAGUUCCUGGAGUAUUGAGAAUGCACCUCAUCCAUGACCACAGAGGGGGUUUUUUAGACCUAACCUACACUUUAUUUGACUGCUCACUGCAAAUUUGCCAGAAAUCUGAAAAGGAGGGAAGAUAAUGCAGGAAAUGCAGAACUUUGCAGCAACAUAUGUACAGCUCUGAGAAACUGAUUCAAGUUAUUGUAAAAAAAAUUAAUAAUGCACAGGCAUGACUACUUAGUGUUUUCUGGUGGGAAAAGUCAUCUAUAUUUCCUCGUUUGACUGCACUUAUUUCUUGAUUGAAUUUGUUCAGUAUAAGCUCGUUCUUGUGCAAAAUUUAAAUAAAUAUUUCU
Gekko japonicus is the source of this 1635-nucleotide messenger RNA. RefSeq names its product protein kinase C-binding protein NELL2-like. The record is from RefSeq and is a predicted model, not a curated record. Gene Ontology annotation, molecular function: calcium ion binding; protein binding. NCBI's taxonomy places the organism in Eukaryota, Metazoa, Chordata, Lepidosauria, Squamata, Gekkonidae. The transcript is spliced from 6 exons. The coding region runs from base 1 to 963 and encodes 320 amino acids.